AUGGCGAUGGGAGAGAUGUGGGUUAAGGGGUUAGGAUCAAAGAUGGCAAGCUUAAUGUUCCUCUGGGCCUUGCUUCAGCAAUGCUUCUCGUGCCACCUUCGAGGCUUCAUCGAGAAGUACGUGCGUCGAUGGACGAGUUUCUUUAACCCCUACAUUCAGAUCACCUUCCAUGAAUACAACGGAGAUAACUUCUGCCGCAGCAAGGUCUACAGCGCCAUUGAAUCCUAUCUCAUCGCCAAUUCAUCCCUGCGUGCCAGCCGGCUCAGAGCUGAUAUUGCCAACAACUCCAGGAAGCUCAUCCUCAGCAUGGACGACUACGAGGAGGUGACUGAUGAGUUCCAUGGCGUCAAGCUUUGGUGGUCUUCCCACAGAUCCAUCUCCAAGACACCAUCUUUGUCCUUGUACCCCACCGCCGUCGAGAAACGCUACUACAAGCUCACCUUCCAUGGCCGCCACCGGGAGCUCGUCACUGCGUACUACUUGAACCAUGUAAUCGACCAAGGGAAAGCAAUCGAAGUGCGAAACCGGCAGAGGAAGCUCUACACCAACAUUCCCAGUGAGAGCUGGUCUAGCUACAGGAAGACCAUGUGGAGUCAUGUGGCGUUCCAGCACCCCGCGACGUUCCAAACUCUGGCGAUGGAGCCGGAGAAGAAGAAGGAGAUCGUUGAUGAUCUCGUUGCCUUCAGCAAAGGCAAAGACUACUACGCCAGGAUUGGGAAGGUGUGGAAGCGUGGAUAUUUACUGUAUGGACCUCCUGGAACGGGCAAGUCUACCAUGAUUGCCGCCAUGGCCAACCUCCUGGAUUAUGAUGUCUACGACAUCGAAUUGACAGCAGUGAAGGACAACACAGAGCUGCGGAGGCUAUUGCUCGAGACGUCCAGUAAGGCCAUUAUUGUCAUCGAGGACAUCGACUGUUCGCUUGACCUCACUGGUCGACGGAAGAAGAAGGAGAAGGAAGAAGAUGGACAUACAAACAAGGUGGACCCAGUUGAAAAGGGUGCUGAAGAAGAGGGUAAGGAGAAGAACAGCAGAGUUACACUCUCUGGGCUUCUGAAUUUCAUUGAUGGGAUCUGGUCUGCAUGCAAAGGGGAGAGACUGAUAGUGUUCACCACCAAUCAUGUGGAUCAACUCGACCCGGCUCUCAUACGGAGAGGCCGGAUGGACAAGCACAUUGAACUGUCCUACUGCAGGUUUGAAGCUUUCAAAGUCUUGGCAAAGAAUUAUUUGGAGCUUGACUCGCACAGGUUGUUUGAGAGGAUUGGUCAAUUGAUGGGGGAAACUAAAAUGACUCCUGCAGAUGUUGCUGAGUAUUUGAUGCCCAAAAUCCAAUCUGGGUGUGCAGAGACUUGCCUAGAGAAUCUGAUUAGAGCUUUGGAGUUGGAAAAGGAGGAAACAAUGCUUAAGGCAGAAGAAAUUAAUGUCAAAAAGAUGCCAGAAAUGUUGGUCAAGGAAGAAGCAAAGGAAGGAAGUAAGGAAGACUGAGUUCAUAAAUAAGAUUUUCAGAAGGCUAUAUAUAUGGCUGCUUUGGAGUUUCUCCUUCUUGCCAAAGUCCAAAAACUUGAACAAAAUCGUUCUUGAAUAAGAUUGUCUUCAGAUAGUAGUUGGGCUCUCUCACAAAUCUUAUGAAUGGCUGAGGACUCCUUUCUUAUGCAAUAUAUUCUUGCUCGCCUGUCUGGUUGUUAAAACAAUCUCCAUAGAUGGUGAAAAGGUGUCUGUAUUGGGUGAAAUUGAUGGUUUUCCUGUGUAAGUGUUCUUUUG
This is a messenger RNA of Nelumbo nucifera (sacred lotus), 1758 nucleotides long. RefSeq names its product AAA-ATPase ASD, mitochondrial-like. NCBI's taxonomy places the organism in Eukaryota, Viridiplantae, Streptophyta, Magnoliopsida, Proteales, Nelumbonaceae. The record is from RefSeq and is a predicted model, not a curated record. Gene Ontology annotation, molecular function: ATP hydrolysis activity; ATP binding.